CCUCACCACUCAACUCCAUCUUCACCAUCACCACCUUCACCACCCUCAUCACCUCCCUCGCCCUCAUGCCUCCUCACCGAGUCCCGUUUGCUGCAGGCGUCGUUCUUCCCGCGCUCGCCCGGCCCGACACCAGGACCAGCACCGCCCCGCCCAACCACGCACUCAAGCAACUGCCCUCCCCGCAGCACAUCGCGUCCUCCAUCGCCAGAUACUCCAACUCUAUCGGCACCUCCUCUAAUGGAACGCGCCCUGUCCUGCCUCAAGACCUCAAACUUCCCUUCCCCGCCCCUGUAGCUCAAGGCAUAUCAUACAUCAAUGGAGGCACCGCGAUCAGAAACAGUAGUGCUACAUCUGACACGCGCCUGCGUGUGCCCGAGACCGUGGAAUUGCUGGACGAUAUAGUAGAAGAAGACGACGAUGACGAUCUCGCAGGUGCCGACAAAUCCGGAUCGACAAAGACUGCAAACCGCAGCAGCAGCCUCUCCGCUGACGAAAUCACCGAAACCGAUCUCAACAACCUGCCCGAGACCUCAGUAACCACCGCCGCCGCGUCCGACACUACUAAUAAAGAGCAGCAGCAGCGGCCGGUCGUGGUCUCGGUCCAGGACGACUCACAGGGCUCGAUGCUGAACGUCUCGUCUUCGUUCGAGGUCGACGAGAGUCAGUUCGCUAGAGAUGAGGAGGAGUUUAGUAAGUUGCUCACGGCAGAGGCAAGCGCGCUGCCUGAACAUCCCGCGUCUUCUUCUGCAUCUACAUCACCUCCUCCCGCGCAGCGUUCAAAACGAGCUCCUCCCUCCUCCUCCUCCUCCACCUCCUCCUCCCCACCUCGCCGACAACCCGUCGGUCCGUACGUCUACACCUCCUACACGCCAAUCACGACCCCCCUCGCAGACGACGACCUCGCGUCCGAAUACCGCAAAAUCAACCACGACCCGUCCGAGCUCGAGCGAUACUACGGCGACAUGACGUUUUCAGAAUGGGCCAAGGCCGGCGACGAGCUUGUCGAGCGCGCGGCGGGACUGAUCCGGCGCGCGGUCGAGAUCAGGAAAGUGAAAGCGGAGGCGCUGGCGGUGCUUGAGAAGAAGAUCGAUGAGCAUGCGAGGAUGCUGGAGGAGAGAGCGGAGGGGAUUGCUACGGAGAGGGAGAAGAUCCGGGUGCGUGCUGUGCAACUUAUCGACAACCAAUAACUACAUUCUGUUUCUUUGCUUCUGCUGCUUAGCUUAUAACUAGUUGUCUCCUCUCUUUUUUUGCGAUAUUGUAAAAG
Messenger RNA from Myxozyma melibiosi, 1264 nucleotides. RefSeq lists its product as uncharacterized. Bases 66 to 1187 code for a protein of 373 amino acids. The transcript is spliced from 3 exons. The record is from RefSeq and is a predicted model, not a curated record. Lineage: Eukaryota; Fungi; Ascomycota; Lipomycetes; Lipomycetales; Lipomycetaceae.